Messenger RNA from Miscanthus lutarioriparius, 297 nucleotides. The record is from the annotation of a GenBank genome assembly. NCBI's taxonomy places the organism in Eukaryota, Viridiplantae, Streptophyta, Magnoliopsida, Poales, Poaceae.
AUGGCGCAGCAAGAUAAACUGAUCCCAUGUGGACCAAGCUUAACGUUUCUAGGCCUUGUGCUAAAGUUCGUUCUCGACCCAAUCGCAAUGACCAUUGGUUCCAUUGCUGUCGGACUACGCGGUGACGUUGUUCGGGUCGCCAUUAUACAGGCUGCGGUACCACAAUCGAUUACCUCCUUUAUGUUUGCAAAGGAAUAUGGAUUGCAUCCCGACGUGCUCAGCACAGCGGUCAUCAUUGGAAUGCUAAUAUCUGUUCCUUUAAUAAUUCUAUUUUAUGUAGGAUUGCAGGGCCUUUGA